AUGUCCGAACAAGACCCCACCCCCAAAGACCUCGCAGACCGUGACCUCGAAGAGAAACAGCGCAAAGCCAAGGAAGACGCAGAACAAGCCCAGCUCCCCUAUAAAUGGACCCAGACGAUCCGCGACGUGGACGUUACGAUCCCUGUCCCUGCGAAUAUCCGGGGGAGGGACCUGGAUGUGUCGUUGAAGAAGGGGAGUGUACGGGUGGCUAUUAAAGGGCAGGAAGCUAUUAUUGAGGGCGAGUUCCCCCACCCCAUCCUCCUCGACGAAUCCAGCUGGACCCUCGAAACAACAACCAAACCCCCCGGCAAGGAAAUCUCCCUACAUCUCGACAAGGUUAACAAGAUGGAAUGGUGGGCACACGUUGUGACGACAGCGCCAAAGAUCGACGUAUCCAAGAUCACGCCGGAGUCGUCUAAUUUGAGCGAUUUGGACGGUGAGACGAGGGCGAUGGUCGAGAAGAUGAUGUAUGAUCAGCGACAGAAGGAGAUGGGUGGGUUGACAAGUGAUGAGCAGAAGAAGAUGGAUAUUCUUAAAAAGUUUCAGGCGGAUCAUCCUGAAAUGGACUUUUCCAAUGCGAAGAUCGGUUGA
This is a messenger RNA of Monascus purpureus, 591 nucleotides long. The record is from the annotation of a GenBank genome assembly. Lineage: Eukaryota; Fungi; Ascomycota; Eurotiomycetes; Eurotiales; Aspergillaceae.